This is a messenger RNA of Guyanagaster necrorhizus, 1699 nucleotides long. Its product is annotated as actin-like ATPase domain-containing protein. The transcript has 5 exons. The record is from RefSeq and is a predicted model, not a curated record. The coding region runs from base 47 to 1546 and encodes 499 amino acids. Lineage: Eukaryota; Fungi; Basidiomycota; Agaricomycetes; Agaricales; Physalacriaceae.
CCAUGAUACAACCCCGGACCACAUCACAGACAAAUAGUCGCGUACAAUGUCCUUUCGCGAUUCCACCGUCGUCAUCAUUGAGACGAGCAGGUCCGUCAUUCGUGCUGGCCUGGGUCUUCACGAACUCUUGAAGAUACCCACAGUUGAAAUACAAGCGCGCGUCGGUUUGCGGCCAAACGUAUCGAACGGGGAUGAAGGUGCUAUCGCAGUCGAUGGAGGGGGUGCAGAGGCAUCCACCAGUCGAGCACCUUCGCAACCUCCCGUGAAUGCGUCCGUGAACGACUACCUUGUUGGAGCGCAACUCGAUGAAGCGCUGGCUAGUGGUCAAAAUAUCCAUGUCUUCUGGCCUUUUGAAGGCGAAAAUAUAAAAGAAUGGGUACAGGCUGAAGCUAUAUGGAAACAUGUUCUCUUCAACCAACUGCAACGUCGUCGUGCUCAAAAUGAGUCCCCUGUUAUUCUAGCCAUCCAGCCUGGAAUGCCACGUAGUACCUACGAAAAAAUAUGCCAGAUCUUCUUCGAGCGUUUCAAUGUCGCAGGAUUCGCCAUCGUCGAACGUCCUGUGGCCCAGAUAUACGCCGGCAACAGUCUCAGCGGUGUCGUUGUCGACAUCGGAUACAACACAACUGACAUCACCCCAAUCUAUGAGGGUUUCAUUAUUCAUUCUGCUCGGUCACACACUGACGUGGGCAUUCGCCAUUGCGAAACUUACCUUGCAAACCUCCUUCGCUCCAACACUUCUGUGAUGUCGACUCUAUCCCCUCCCGAAGCAAUUCUUUCUCCCGAGGACCUACAACAGACUCUUUUAGACUUUGCAAAAUAUAUCUGGAAUGCAGGCUAUGUCAAAGUCCCAUCUUCCGGCGAAACGGCCAUUGCGGAGGACGAGGGCGUCACGGAUAUCGCAGCCGUUCUGGUCGCAGGCAAGGAGAAGGCAGUCAUUGAGAGCGGAAUGAAAAAGAAAGCGAACGCCAAAGCUUCUGCCGCGGAGCAAGCUCGAGCAAGGGAGAUUGAGGCCUUGGACUUGGUUACGAUCCAAUUCCGUGAUAAAAGUAUAACUCUAGGGAAAGAGCGCCAUCGAUUUUGUGAACCACUUUUUGACCCUAUGUUGUUGGGAACGAUACCACUGUCUGAUGCGGACGUACCGGUCUCGUAUGCUGGCACGCGUCCUAUACAAGAAGCGACUGGGCAUGCUGUUUCUCUGGCGGACAUCGACCAGAGGCUGUACAUCUGGCAGGGUCUAUUUGUCACUGGCGAUCUAACAAAGAACAUCAGAGGUAUUGCAGUCGCACUGCAAUCGCGGCUUGCUCCGUUUAUCAGCAAUCCUGAAUUGCAGACGGAGAUCCAGCCACGAAGCGUGCGAAUUUUAGGCGUGCCAGAGUACUAUCCUGAAUAUAGAGACACCGGAGAAGGGUAUGCUGCUUUCCUUGGGGCAAGUAUCACGGCUAAGAUCAUCUUCAAUGAUAACGGGGGAAAGAACUCGGUGUUGAAAUCGGACUAUACAGCGAGAGGACCUCAUGCAAUAAUUGAAUUUACGCCGACACUCCUGUAACUGUAACUGCCAAGAGACUCAUAUUCUGAGUAAAAAUUGCGUCGCGUAGUGACCCAUAGUACAUGACAUAUUGUAUGUAUAUGUAGUAUACAUGAUAUCGAUAGACAUAAGCACCCGUCACUCGCCUAUGCAGCAUUGCCCUCAGCAAAGUUG